Molecule: messenger RNA, 474 nt
Organism: Hibiscus syriacus
Lineage: Eukaryota; Viridiplantae; Streptophyta; Magnoliopsida; Malvales; Malvaceae
Product: F-box protein At3g07870-like
Exons: 1
Coding region: 1-474 (157 amino acids)
Source: RefSeq, a predicted model, not a curated record
AUGGCUAGCUUCCUUAUAUCGUUCGAUCUCGAAACCGAGAAAUUCCAGGAGGUCCCGAAGCCCGAUUGUUGCGGCUCAGACAUGUGUUUGUCUCAUCUGUUGGUUGUACAAGGUUGUCUGUCUGCCGGUGCGUUUCAUGAUGAUGAUGGGCGGUUGGAGAUUUGGGUUAUGGAAGAGUACGGUGUGAAAGAGUCUUGGAUCAAAGAGUUGAGCAUCGGAAGUUACGUGCCGCCGACGUUGAUACAUCAACAGAGCCGACACUUCAGUUAUUCAAGACAUAAUUUGCCUAAUUUACAUGUUCGAGUUCUUUGUGUGUUGAGAAGUGGGGAGAUCUUGUUGGAGCACGAGAGGAGAGCUCUUUCUGUUUACGAUCCACGGUGUUGGACAUUCAAGGAGUUUACUUUUCAGGAAAUGCCUGCUCACUGGUUCAAAAUUAUCUUUCAUGUCGGAAGCUUGAAUUGGCUUGAGAAUUAA